Molecule: messenger RNA, 372 nt
Organism: Oikopleura dioica
Lineage: Eukaryota; Metazoa; Chordata; Appendicularia; Copelata; Oikopleuridae
Source: the annotation of a GenBank genome assembly
AUGUCAAACGUCGAGUUCGAAGUCGCUGAUCACAAAGAAGAAAUCCGAAAAUUCGUCUGCCUCGGAAACCUAUCCAGCUAUAACGGCAGCGCUGUGACAAUCAUGGGCAAAAUGAAAGCACGAAAUAGCGAGACAUCGAUCACCAUCUGGGAUGGUUCCGGCGAUGUCGUACUCACUGCCGACGACGAGGAGUUCUUUGCAUUUCUCAUGGAAGAAAACUACGUUGUCGCAGAAGGCUUUGUGAGAAGCGACAAUCAAAUCGAAGUCAGAGAGGUCUCAGAGCUUGACGAUGCCAACGAUGAAACCCUGAAGCUUAGAGCCCAAACUGCACUUAUGAUGGACAAGUGGGCCGGCGUCGUUUACGCUCAAUAA